AGCACCGUUUGAAAUACUCUUAGCUCCCGUUCGUCGGCGCUAUCGUCUCAAGCGCGUCAAUUGUGCACUAACCUUUGUGCUUUCCAGUCUUUGCAAACGUAUCAGAAUUAUACUGUACCAGCAUCGGGCUUCAGCAAUGGCAAAGGCAAUUUUUCAAUACUGCAAUUGCCAUUGCCGACGGGAACUACGUUUCUACUCGUCAUGUCUGACGCUACCGGGUUUGGUUCGGGCGGGACGACAAACAUAUUAACUGUCGGGAGUGCAGUUGGAGAGAACGUUUGCAGCACUGCAGUUUUGUCACCUCCUUACACGUUCCAGUUGGAUCCACUUCCGCCGAUACAAUGCAGUCCAUUUACCCUUCUGGCUCAAAGUACUGCAGUCCUGCCCAUGACUAUUGUGCAACUUAUUCCUGGCGGACAAGUGACUGUAUUCUAUUCCAAUAACGACAGUUUUACCUCAGUCACAGAUGUUGCUGGAGGGACGAACCUCAUGUAUUUUGUCACCGACUCCUUGGGCAGACAAGGUGGGGCCUCUGGGUUCGAACAGGUGGUAGGGACCGGUAAUUUCUCGUGCAUAAGCACCACCUCGCCGUCAAUCACUGCAGGCAUAUUAUCUACGACUACGACUUCAUCUACUUCAAGCAGUUCAGCAAGUAGUUCGACUACAACUGGUACAUCAAGCAACGAUGUUGCUAUUAUCGCGGGCACAGUGGGCGGCAGUGCGGUGGUCCUUAUAGCAUCGGUCAUACUCGGCAUGUGCUUGUGGCGUAAACGGAGAGCAUCUCGCUCUGCGGACGUUCGGUCUCCCACACAAAGCUAUCCAGGUCAACUGCAGCGUACAGAUCCAAAUUACAAAGUCAGCCCUCACAGCGACAUUCCGUCGCCAUUCCCUUUCCCAUCCGAAACACAAACCUACUAUGUCCGACCCAUUCAACACAGCCUGGGAGCCCAGUCAGAUAUGACCAAUUCGUCCGCCGGCAACUUCGCACUUGGUGCACAUGCCUCAUCAUUCAACCAGACACAAUAUUCGCGCCAGAGCUCUAACACAGACUCUCCUGUCUACGGGGAUGUUCGUUCGACUGUGUCAUCCGCUUACAACCGUCAAUCACCCCCGUCUUUCGGAAACUUCACUACCAACGAUCCUCGCACACCAUUCAAUCAGGCAUUGCAUUCACGCCAGGGCUCAAACGCAGACUCUGCUGCGUAUGGAGACACUCAAAAUUUGGCUAUGUCAUCUGUUGACAGACGGAUGACUACCGUCGCUGAAAGUCCAUCACAAUUAUCACAGGAGGCAGAUCCUGUUAGCUACCUUGGUCCACCCAUCCAAUCUGGAUUGCAAUCAAGCCCCCUUAAUGCGCUUGCCACCAACUUGGCGGCUAGGGACCAUCAUGCGCCCUUCAAUCAGGCACAGCCUUGGCACCAGAGCUCUAACACAGACUUCGCUCCAUAUGGAGAUGCUCAAAUGUCGGAUGUGGCACCCGUCGAGUAUAUGGCUGUGGGGGCUCGACCAGCAUCACGGAAGACAGUCCCUGUCUACAUUACUCCACCCGUCCAACCCGGGAUCCAAUCAAUUGCUACCUCUGCGGACAAUGUCACAGUUAAGAACCCCCUCACACCCUUGAAUCAGACACAAAAUUUCUCUCAGAGCCCUGACACAGACAGCUUAGCUGUGCACGAAGCAUCUGGAGGUCAAACUAUGGCGUCGGCUAACGCGCAAACUGGCGCUGAUAAUGUUGUACCAGGCAACAAUGAUUCGGUUGAACCUCCGCCGCAGUAUUCAGAUGGUCGGGGAGUACCUGUCUUAUAAUUUGAGUCUGCGUCAUGGCUAUGUCCUCACUCUUGAAUCUUCGGAAAUGGACGGGUAUGUCUAUUAGCGCGUUCUUUUGCACAUGAUUUUAUUUCGUUCCAGUUUUUCAAGCCUGUCUUCAGUAAUGAAGUACAAGGUCUACUUUGAUUUGGUCCCUAUGUAUGACAAUCUUUCUCGAGCGUCUUAUGAUAUAUAUAUACUUUAGUCACACACUAGGAAAUAUGGUCUCAUCUCCAAGAUAUCGAUACUGUAGAUAAUCACGGGUCAAUUCGAGCAAUGGUUAAUCGAAAUCUUUCAACUCC
Molecule: messenger RNA, 2108 nt
Organism: Suillus plorans
Lineage: Eukaryota; Fungi; Basidiomycota; Agaricomycetes; Boletales; Suillaceae
Exons: 3
Coding region: 202-1806 (534 amino acids)
Source: RefSeq, a predicted model, not a curated record